Molecule: messenger RNA, 790 nt
Organism: Osmerus eperlanus (European smelt)
Lineage: Eukaryota; Metazoa; Chordata; Actinopteri; Osmeriformes; Osmeridae
Gene: gstr
Product: glutathione S-transferase rho
Exons: 5
Coding region: 110-787 (225 amino acids)
Biological process (GO): glutathione metabolic process
Molecular function (GO): glutathione transferase activity
Source: RefSeq, a predicted model, not a curated record
AAUAGCCAACUGUCAGUAGUUAUAACAAGCUGAGUUUGCGGUCAGUGAAUAGCUUUACACAGCUACAUCUCCAGUUGGUUACCGUUCCUUUACAGUUGAUCGUAUAAUCAUGGCCAAGAGUAUGACUUUGCUGUGGUGCGUUGGGUCUCCUCCGUGCUGGCGAGUGAUGCUCGCGCUGGAGGAGAAAAAUCUGCAAGGCUACAAUCAGAAACUGCUAUCUUUCGAGAAAGGAGAACAUAAGUCCAAGGAAGUUAUGGAUCUCAACCCAAGAGGACAGGUACCUACUUUCAAACAUGGGGACAUCAUAGUGAAUGAAUCCUAUGGAGUAUGCAUGUAUCUGGAGAGUCAGUUCAAGUCGCAGGGGACCAAGUUGAUUCCUGAUGGACCAGCAGAGCAGGGAUUAGUGUUCCAGCGCAUGUUCGAAGGACUUUCCAUCUACCAGAGAACAGGAGAUGUCAUCUGGUAUGAAUAUUACAUCCCUGAGGCUGAGAGAAUGGACAUAACAAUAAAGAGAAACAUGGCAGCGCUUGCCACCGAAAUCAAACUGUGGGAAGGUUACCUGCAGAAGAUGGAGCCAGGAUCCUACCUGGCUGGAAAAUCCUUGUCAAUGGCCGAUGUUGUUGUUUUUCCAACCAUUGCCUUCCUCUUCCGAUCUGGGCUGAGUGCUGAGCGAUACCCCAGGCUGGGUCAGUACUACGAAUUGAUGAAGGACAGACCCAGUGCUAAAGCUACCUGGCCCCAAGACUGGGUGGAAACUCCAGGAGAAAACACCCUCAAGGACUUGUGAAAA